Messenger RNA from Nylanderia fulva, 2256 nucleotides. NCBI's taxonomy places the organism in Eukaryota, Metazoa, Arthropoda, Insecta, Hymenoptera, Formicidae. The record is from RefSeq and is a predicted model, not a curated record.
AUGGGUUGGCUCGCUCCAGUCGUCAUCCGCGCGAAGAUCCUCAUCCAGACUACGUGGCUUCAGGGAUUGGAUUGGGAUGCCCCACUGCCGACAGCCGACGCUCAUCGUUGGCAGCAACUGUUGGGUGACCUCCAUCUCCUCGACCGCCUGAGAAUACCUCGCUGGCUAGGCACUGGACGUGGAGACUCAUCGCUGCAACUCCAUGGUUUCGCCGAUGCAUCCGAACGAGGGUACGCCGCAGCCGUAUACCUCCGCAUCGCUGAAAAAGAGGGAACGUCAGUGAAGCUGCUAAUGGCCAAGAGCAAGGUGGCACUUGUCAAGCAAGUGACCUUGCCAAGACUCGAGCUUUGCGCCGCCGCCUUACUCACCACGUUGACACAGCAUGUUCAAACCACGCUCGACUUGACAGACACACCAACUCAUCUGUGGUCUGACUCGAAGGUCACGCUUCAGUGGAUCCAAGGACACGCCUUGCGGUGGAAGACCUUCGUUGCCAAUCGGGUGUCCCACAUCCAAACCCUGUUGCCAAAUGCACUCUGGAGACACGUGGCGGGUCAAGACAACCCUGCGGAUUGUGCAUCAAGGGGCGUUACUCCGUCGGAACUUACAAAUCACACAUUAUGGUGGACGGGACCUACCUGGUUGCUGGAGGAAGAGACUGCAUGGCCAAUCGCCGAGGUGAACACCCAGGAGGACGACCUUUCUGAGAGACGAGCCGUUAGCCUACUGACCAAGAGCCUGGUCGUCAUGGAACCUGAGCUCCUUCUUCGCUUCUCGUCGUUGCACCGCUUGUUACGAGUCACAGCAUGGUGUCGUCGCUGGCUUCGCACGGCAGAACCAACUAACACACCUGGACGGCCACUGACCUCGGACGAGUUGGAAGUAGCUCUGUCGCACUGGUUACGAGGAGUACAAGCACUUCACUUCCCUGACGAGGUCACCGCCAUCUCCGCAGGUCGCACUGUUGCAACACGCAGUCCGUUGGCCAAAUUGACUCCAUACAUUGAUGCACAAGGCGUGUUAAGAGUGGGAGGACGUCUGAAGAAUUCACUCUUGCCACAGGACGAGAGACACCCAAUGAUCGUCCCAGCAACCUCAUGGCUGACUCGACUGCUGAUCGAUUCUUGUCAUCGCCGGACCUUGCACGGAGGAGUGCAACUGACUCUGGGAUUGCUUCGACAGCGGUUCUGGGUGCUUCGAGGACGUUCAGCGGUGAAGCAGCGAUUACAUCGCUGUGUCACCUGCACAAGGUGGCGAGCGACAACACCACAACCACCUAUGGGCAAUCUGCCCCACAGCCGGGUCACUCCAACACGGCCAUUCCUCCGCACUGGACUGGACUACGCGGGGCCAAUCCUCAUCCGGACCAGCAAGGGCCGCGGUCACCGGGCCUACAAGGGCUAUAUUGCGGUCUUCAUCUGCUUCUGGUCGAAGGCCAUCCAUCUAGAGCUCGUCUCAGAUUACUCGUCGGAAGCCUUCAUCGCCGCUCUUCGCCGAUUUGUCUCCCGACGGGGUCUCUGCACCGACAUCUUCAGCGACUGCGGCACGACCUUCGUUGGAGCUGACCGCACCCUACGAGAGCUCUUCAUUGCGGCAUCUCCGGAGGGUCGAGGCGUCGCACGCGCAGCUGCCAAGGAGGGUAUCCGCUGGCACUUCAAUCCGCCGGCGGCCCCGCACUUCGGUGGAUUAUGGGAGGCCGCUGUAAAAUCUGCCAAGUAUCACCUGCGGAGGGUGAUAGGCGAAACCACCCUCACCUUCGAGGAAUUAAAUACACUCCUCACUCAAAUUGAAGCAUGUCUCAAUUCUCGACCGUUGCAGGCACUCUCCGACGAUCCAGACGAUGUUUCAGCGCUCACUCCCGGACACUUCCUGAUCGGGGCACCUCUUCUCGCCAUCCCUGAGCCGCUGCAGGAAGACGAACCUGGUUCCUCGAGAUCACGAUGGCAACAUCUACAACAAAUGAGAGAUCACUUCUGGGGGAGGUGGUCGAAGGAGUACAUCCACGGACUCACCUCUCGUUCAAAGUGGCUGAAGAAUGAGACGGCACCCCACAUCGGAGCUCUCUGCCUGGUGCGCUCCGAGAUCUCUCCUCCAAGUCGAUGGCCGCUUGCCCGGAUCACGAAGCUGCAUCACGGAGACGACGGCGUGGUGCGCGUGGUCACCAUCAAGACCGCGUCUUCCGAGCUCAUGCGUCCGCUCGUCAAGAUCGUCCUGCUUCCCGGUGUUGAAGCAGACACGACGAUUACCGAUGCGUGA